AUGAUUAAAAGCCCUCCACCGAUAACGAUUCAAAUUGUAAGAAUAAUCAGAAACCGGCCAUCAAAUGCAUGUCGGCUGCACGUAAGGAGAAUACUGAGUACAGUUGUACUUCCAAGAGUGCGGGGGAUAUCACAGAGCAUGAACCUAUCUCACUGUCAACACGUUAAUAAACCACUGAAGUCCAUCACUGAUAAUGUUUCUAAAUGUAAGAACUUCCAAAAACCCGCUGAAUGCCCGCCAAUUUUCUGUAAGGAUGACAACUUGAAUGGCAAUUUUAGUGGAUGCACCGAUAAGAAAACACCAAAAUGCGGGUGUGUUGUCAAGUCACAAACGCUCUGUCCCUGUAUCCGCAAACCCGUUAAGGAGUUCACUUCGUAUGUGCCUAAAGGGUAG
This is a messenger RNA of Cinara cedri, 393 nucleotides long. The record is from the annotation of a GenBank genome assembly. NCBI's taxonomy places the organism in Eukaryota, Metazoa, Arthropoda, Insecta, Hemiptera, Aphididae.